This is a messenger RNA of Harmonia axyridis, 4122 nucleotides long. Its product is annotated as rho GTPase-activating protein gacJ. NCBI's taxonomy places the organism in Eukaryota, Metazoa, Arthropoda, Insecta, Coleoptera, Coccinellidae. Gene Ontology annotation, biological process: regulation of DNA-templated transcription. The record is from RefSeq and is a predicted model, not a curated record. The transcript is spliced from 4 exons. Gene Ontology annotation, molecular function: RNA binding; protein binding. The coding region runs from base 342 to 1730 and encodes 462 amino acids.
UUCUCGAGACCGCGUCGGAUAGAACGACAACGUUCGGAGAGAAGUUACAGCGGGUUUUCUGCCGCGACCUUCGUUUUACUACAACGUGCCGUGCUAGUCGACUCCUCCUGCCCGUAAUAAGCUGCUGAGCCUCUGAAUUAUGGUCAUUAUCCGCGCUUUCAAUCGCCCAAGAUGUAAGAUACGUUUUGUUAGGUCUGCCGGGAGUGGUGGAAGAACUUUUUACUCCGUUCUGUGAUUCCUCAAAAAUUCAAGAAACUUGGUGUCGGCAGCUUUUGGGAGUCCGUCAUUGAUGCACCUAUUGGACACCAGAGAACUGUUAGAAAGUGUGAGCUGAUAAGUCGAUGAUUUCGGCAGGAGUUGAUGGACGAUUGCCUUACAUGACCUACCCCGAGCCUUGGCGGGGCCCGCCUAAGCAGCCUCCCGCUGAAUUUUUAAGGCCAGCCCCGAAACCUCUUCCAAAUAAUAGGUACAAUGGCAUGAUAACCUCUUCCCCCAAUGGUACCAGACUGGCACCUCCACAACGUCCAAUCACCACGAAGUAUGCUCCUCAACAAUCAAUCAUUACACCAGUGAACCUAACACAGCACAAGGAAGAACCCCUGGAUGAUUUGCAACAGUUCAACGCUUACGCCCGGCUAUUUCCACACAAUGCCCACUUCACCCAUUUUGCCCCCUACUCAACCCUUUACCCGCAUUAUGCCCACACCAUGAUGCGGCAAGCAAACUUCCCUCCAACACCCCUAUCUCCUCUAGAAACCUUCUCACCAACGACACCCACAGGAACGACUAGCUCCACCUUUCUCUCUCCUUCUUAUAGCCCUCCGUCAGUCUUGAAACCCACCCAAACGAUAGUGAGGGAAAAGAGGACCCCACCACACACUCAUACCUCUCAAACCCCCUCCCCAAAUCAGGGGAGUUUCAAGGUACCGUGUGGAAAAGAAGGAUCCCUGAAACACAGGAUCUUAGUGAGGCCAGAAGAUGUUCCGAGGAGUACGAAUUCUGGUCCUUUGGAUCUUCAGAAGCCUCUGGAGGUCUCCAGGAAGAGACUGCUGGCCUCGAUGUCUCCACCAAGAUCUCCGAAGAGGCAUCAUAACAGCAACACUAUGAAUAACAUUGGGUUCUCUGCCGGGUCGCUCAUACAGUUGGCCAGUGGUGGUUUGAAGAAGGUGGAAGAGAUGAAGACGGAGGAUUUCAUCUGUUCGGCUGAUAAUAAUCCAGAGCUGAGGUUGGAAGAGAGUACGGUUGUGAAAAUUGAUGAGAACAAGACCAACGGCAAUAUAAAUGUGACUCUCAGUUACAAUCAGCGACGUAUGCAGGUCACUGUAGAAUCGACUAUGGAGCACCCUUACUUCAUCUACGGACAAGGUUGGGCUUCCUACAGUCCAGAAAAAACAUUUCAAUGUUACGGUCUCAAAGUGAACAGGUUACAAGUGGGCGACAUCUUGGUGUCACUCACCCCAAGGGAACAUAAAUAUCAACCAGAAAGGAGUUCAACAGUUUUGACCACAACGGUCAUGUCCGCCUCACACCCACAGGUUUCGUCAACGGUGUCGAACAGCUCAAACCAAUUAGAAAGUCAGCCUCAAACUCAACCACUGAACCUUCACAAUUCAAACCAACCACAUAGGACCUUAUCUCCAGAUAGUCUUGCUGCCAGGAAGAGAAGGUGGUCAGCGCCAGAUGAAAUUAGUGAAGAAGAAAUCAACAAUAGGAGACAUCGAGUGGAGUAGAUUUUUUUCUCAAAUUGACUGAAUUUAUUCGAUCGUGAUAGAUCGUACUUUGAUCGAUGUCAAAUUGUGUUACAUUUACAUUUUGUACAUUGUAUAUAUGUAUUUUUGUUUAUCUUUGUAUGUUGAUUUAGGGAGGUCACUUUGAUUUGAUGGAGUUGAUGCAAAUUUUUUUCCAAAAACUAAUAAGUCAGACGAGUAAAUGCCAUUGAACUUACUGUUCUUGAAUUAUUGAAAUCGACUCCUGAUAUUUCUCAGACGAAGUUUUUCGUUUUUAUUAAACUGUUAAACUUAUUGUACUGAUAUAUCAACAAUCUAAAAUACACGUUAUAAGGAAGGUAGUGCUGCCAAACGCAUAUCUACAAAUUUAUUCGUAUGGAAUUUGUUAAUAUUCGGUUAUUUUCUGAUCAGACCUCGUAGUAUGUUGCCUUGUAAAUACUCUCCGGUUUUAUAAAAACGCGAAUAUCAUGUGAGUUCAUAGUCAUUUAUCACAGGAAAAAGUUAUCAAAGUCGCUUCGAGAAAAUCAUUGGGACUUCCCAUAUUCCACAAUAUUUUGUUGUGCAAUGAUGGCUUGAUGCAGAUGGCAUAUUUGUAAUAUUGAAAUUUGAGCCAUGACAAUAUAUCCCUAAUUGCCAUAUUAGAGCUGAAUGUGUAAUACGUAAUAGUGUGCCCCGGUUCUGACUAAAUUGAGUAUUAGAUAAAGUGAUUCGAAAUACGAACAUUCAAUCAAUUGUUGAAAAUUAGUGGGAAGUUUUUGUAAUGUUAAAAAUUAGAAAAAAAAAGUUGAUAACCGUCGAUCUCAUUCGAGACGUGUGAUAGAACUGCUUUUAAUGUUGUUAAAUAAGAUCUGUUUCUUUGGAGGAAGUUUUAUGUAGUGAUAGAUGGUUAUAUCUGCAUCUCAAUCUUUCAGACCCUAUAAUUUUUUCGGUACAACCAUGGAGUAUGAUGUCUCUAUGCUUUUUCUAAGAAAUAGUAAUAUAUUUCUCGAGUUUAAAUAUCCCCGUCAUGGUAUUUUUCGACCAAUAAAAUGGAAUUCACUUAUUUUCUAUAUUUUUAGUAUCAAACGUAAAAUAUUCACUAGAUGCAGAUAUCAGGAAUUGUUUUUUAGUUAUUUGAUUAUGAUUGAUUCAAUUAAUGAUUAUACAGGGCAAUUGAAAAGUUGAUACUUCGCUUCAACAAUUUGCACUGAUUGCAAGACCUUUUCGAAUGAAUGAACUACGAAUAACAAAUUCAUUUAACGAUGCGUUUCUGACCACAAAAAAAAUUUUUGAACAUGAACAAUGCAAUAAGCUGCUAAAAUAAAAAAAAAACAUGUAAAAGUAUCAACUCUGGAUUGACCUGUAUUUUGUGCUUUUGAAUGAAUAAUCAUUUUCCAUGUGAAUUCUUGGCUGUGAAACGGUAAUAUAAAAUAUGUGGGUUAUUUUUCCCCUCAAAUUUAUCGUAUGGAUCCUUAAACUACAUACCUCACACCAGGCUUACUGUAGAAAUAUAUUCUUGGCAAUUGACUCAUCUGAAUUAUCGUUAAUUGUUUUAGAUAGCUGUAUUAAGUAUGCAUAGAAGAGAACAGGAUGUCUUCUGUGUUAUGUAUGAAUUGAAAGAAAAUGCUUGAAUAUGUUUCCAGGAAAAUGAAAAUUGUUGAUUUUUUUUUAAUGCAAAUACAGUGUACUUUUGUUAGAAUAGAUGUCUGUCUACAUAGUUGGACAUUUGAGAAUUUUUCAUAUGGAAAGAAAAAUCUUUUCAAUUAUUGUUGUAUAAUAGAUAUUUGAGUUCACUGUAUUUGUAUGACUCUAAAAAUGUUUAUAAUAAAGAAGAAACUUGGUAUUAUAAAGAUCUCACUUUCGUUAUUAGUAGAUAAAACUCAAAAUUUAUCUCAUCAACACUACUUUUUAUAAUGAUAAUUUCACGAAAACUAUACUUAACAAAAUACCAAUACAGUACCAGAGAUUGUAAAUUGUUAUUCGUCUAUUCUUUUAAUUCUUUAAUAAUUAUCCAGUGUAUAAGAGCCAAAAGAUAAUAAUAACUCGGGAAAGAAAGUUAUGAUCAAAUAUGGAUGUUUGUGAUGUUAUUUUGAGUUUUAAAGGCAUUCUGUGAUAUAUAAUUUCUCUUUAGUGAAAUGUACUUCUGUUUUCUUGGAGGUAAUUGGAAUUCCAUUUCAACUGGUUUCAAUAUGAAAAGUGCAAAAUAAAAAUUGUGAAAUAAAUAUUCCAUUUGAACUCUUCUUAACCCUUUCGAUAUAAUGGAUCAAAGAAUCUAUAUAAUGAACAACUUAUUGCAAACGCUCAAAUAAUAUGAAAUCGAGAUCAAAUGGAAUAAUUUUUGAUUAGGAGGAGACUAUGAUUAAACUGAAGUGCCUUGAAAUGAGGUUUGACCUCUUAAGAAUGUUAUUUAUGUAGA